Molecule: messenger RNA, 549 nt
Organism: Zeugodacus cucurbitae (melon fly)
Lineage: Eukaryota; Metazoa; Arthropoda; Insecta; Diptera; Tephritidae
Exons: 1
Coding region: 1-549 (182 amino acids)
Molecular function (GO): nucleic acid binding
Source: RefSeq, a predicted model, not a curated record
AUGCCGCAUAAAAUAUUCAGCGACAACGCCACCAGCUUCAUCGGCGCCGACCGCAAGCUGCGCGAGCUGAAAAAAGCAUUUCUGUCCCAGGCUCCAGAAUUGAAGGGAUUCGCCGCAGACGAAGGGUUCAACUUCAUCUUUAUACCACCGAGGGCGCCGCACUUCGGAGGAUUAUGGGCAGCCGCGGUGAAGUUCGCCAAACACCACAUCGUUCGCGUAAUAGGCAACGCGCUACUCACCGCAGAGAAGCUAGCAACACUGUUGGCCGAAGUGGAGGCCAUCCUCAACUCUCGGCCCCUAACACCGUUGAGCCAGGACCCCAACGACGGCGAGGCGUUAACCCUAGCGCACCUACUGAUUGGGUGCUCCCUGCGAGCACUACCCCCAGAACAGGUAUCAAUGGAUCCUGUUCGUUGUUGCGAGAGAUGGCAAAUUGUCUGCUGUCUCAAACAACAGUUCUGGCGACAGUGGUCCAAAACAUACCUGACGGGUCUUCAGGAGCGCAACAAGUGGCUGCACCCCACACGCAAUCUGCAGCCCAACAAUUAA